AUGCAGGUGAACUCUAUCCAGGAUACCAAUGGUGACGUUGAAAGCAUACUGUUGCAAAGCGACGCGCCCUCGUGCUUCUCGAUCGGCUCUCUCGGGUGUUUACAGAGGAGUUCUUCCCUGAACGAUUCCGACAUUCCCUCUGGCUCGAUCGAGGCUCCUACUCUCUGGGUUGGUCCGACUAUUCGGCCGGAUGCGAGCAGUCAAUUCCUGAUUCCGGUCUUCACUAUAAUAUGGAAAAGCAUUUUCCCCAGCAUUGUGGAUGAGCCGUUCUUGGUCGGUCGUGCUAUAAUAGACAUUCGAGCGUUAUCGAGCUUUGUGGGUGACGCUGCUCUUAUCGAGGAAGGAAACAACCGUAUGUAUCUCACCACAAGGCAAGGUACAGUGAUCUCGGCCAGACAGCCUUUGGCCUCCUAUGUUGAAAUCAUCGGUUCUGACAGCACUGCGAGGUUCAAGUCCGUAUGGGAGUCCUCCGACAGAGAGCAAUCGACCGACGAUCAGAACAGAGGUGGCCCUGACCUCUAG
Messenger RNA from Perkinsus marinus ATCC 50983, 522 nucleotides. RefSeq lists its product as hypothetical. The transcript has 5 exons. NCBI's taxonomy places the organism in Eukaryota, Perkinsozoa, Perkinsida, Perkinsidae. The record is from RefSeq and is a predicted model, not a curated record. The coding region runs from base 1 to 522 and encodes 173 amino acids.